AAUGCAUCAAUUCUUAGAGCAAUUAUAACCAAAAGAGCUGCUAGAGAUGCUGAGAGAAAUAUUAAUAACGAGGGUUAACAUUGUUCCAAAAAUAUAAAGGCCACAGUGUUUCCAUCGAAUUUUUCCACCAGACAUUUUAUCAUCAUUUGGCCAGUCGCAGGUGCUAACGACAGAUCCUGCCUGAACGACUUGACACUCAUCCUGCAUGAGAGCCUCUCUUUGUGCAAAACAUUCCUCUUCUCCUGUGUUUAAAACAUUUCCUCAAACAGUAUUUCUCUUUAGUUUUUUCCACUUCCCUCCAUCUUUUCCAGGUAUCUGACCUCCCCUCUACCCUUAGAACAUAUUGCUCUGUUUCCACUCCCUCUCUUCCUCAGAUUCCUGUGCUGUCCCUCCCCUCCACUUCCCUCUCCUCCCCACCGACCCCCUUUCCCCAAACACUGAUCUCAGAUUAAGUUGAACACUAUCCCAGGUAAAGUUUCCACCUGCUUCUUUGGGAAAAAGCUCCUUCCACAGCUCCAACAAGGGUUUUUCAGUCUCCACAGGGCUUCACUCUUUUAAACACGCCAAUUCAAAACUCUGGAUUGUUGUUGCUCCUGCUGGAAAUCUUUCAGGAUCUGGACUUGGACAAGAGGAUCCCAUCUCUCUGGUCCUUCAGCUCCUCUAAAAACUCUCUUCACUUGUCAUCACUUUAGCAAAUUUCACCUCCACUUCUUCCUUCUACUCCCUCUAUCCCACGAUCACUGCUGGAUGGUCCUCUGUUGGAUGGGACACGGCUGUGAGGAGGUUGCCAGGUUAGAUUAGACUGGUGCUAAAUGUCCGUCUUCUGAAGGCAGAAUGGUCAGGCUAGGCUGUCCAAUCAUUGUGCUCCACGUCUUCAGCCUCUUUACACAAACAGCUAGUACUCAGGACAUCCUGUAUCCAUAUGGACCCGGCAAUAGGGAUCUUGAGACCCCCAAGAUGGAUGAUGGGAGUUCUCCAGAAAUUAGCUUGCUCAUUCCCUUUGUUUUCUUCAACAUCCCCUACCGUUCCAUCUAUGUGAACAACAACGGUGUGAUCUCCUUCAACGUGCAGGUUAGCCAGUUCACGCCUGAGGCUUUUCCGCUGAGCGAUAGCAGAUCAUUCAUUGCUCCACUUUGGGCAGAUGUGCACAACGGCAUCCGCGGAGAUGUCUAUUACAGAGAAUCCACCGAGCGAGAAAUACUGGAAAGGGCAACGCAAGAUGUCCGGAAGUACUUCAAGAAUGUGCCCACCUUCACCGCUACCUGGGUCUUUAUUGCAACAUGGCACCAGGUCACCUUCUAUGGAGGAAGCCAGACAACCCCAGUGAACACAUUCCAAACGGUACUAAUCGCAGAUGGCGCCGCUUUCUUCACUAUGUUCAACUAUGGAGAAAUCAUAUGGAGCACAGGAACGGCCAGUGGCGGAGAUCCUUUAACGGGACUUGGUGGGACAACAGCUCAGUCAGGUUUUAAUGGUGGAGACAUUGGUCACUUCUUCAACCUGCCAGGAUCCCGGUCAAAUGAAGUAGUGAAUAUUGAACAAUCAACCAAUGUAAACGUUCCUGGACGCUGGCUCUUCCGUGUCGACACUGAAUUGAUAGAUCCCGCAAAUGGCUGCAGCUACAAUGGUCGUUACUACAGACGAGGGGAAAACUUCUGGUUGUCUGAUCAGUGCUUACAGCGAUGCCGCUGCCUCGACAUUGACAACGAGGUUCAGUGCCAAGAAGCUCCGUGCGGGCAGCUGGAGAACUGCGAGCAGCAGGAAGGGGCAUUCUACUGCCAGCCAAUCCGCACCAGCACCUGUGUGGUAUUCGGCGACCCUCACUACCACACCUUCGAUGGCUUCCUCUAUCACUUCCAGGGGACCUGCUCCUACCUGCUGGCUCGACCCUGCUGGGAGGUGACAGGACUACCCUUCUUCAGUGUGGAGGCAAAAAAUGAGAACAGGGGAAUUCCCUCUGUUUCCUGGCUCAGAGAUGUCACAGUGGAAGUCUAUGGUCACCGCGUCAUGUUACCCAAAGGCAGUUUGGGAACAGUCCAGGUGGAUGGCUUGACCAAAACUGUACCUGUCCAACUCCAGCUUGGGGCUAUCAGGGUGUAUCAGUCAGGGGUUGCAGUUGCUUUGGAAACAGAUUUUGGCCUCUUGGUAACGUACGAUGGCCAACAUUAUGCAUCCAUCUCCCUACCCAGCUCCUACUUCAACAACACCUGUGGCCUCUGUGGUAACUACAACGAUGACCCUGCAGAUGAUCCUGUACUUCCUGAUGGCUCUUUAGCAGAAAGCGUGGUGGAGUUGGGAGGCAGCUGGCGAGCGGAGGACACAGACUGGAGGUGCACAGAUGGCUGCGCACAAAACUGCAGCGUGUGUGACCCUCUGACAGAAGCCUUCUAUUUUCGCCCAGACUACUGUGGGAUCAUCAACAAAACUGAUGGACCGUUCAGGGAUUGCCGAGCAGUAGUGGACCCCACAGCCUUUGUGUAUAGUUGUGUAUACGACAUGUGCAGCAACAGGGAUAACAUCACCGCACUGUGUCAGGCCAUCCAGGCAUAUGCUCUUGCCUGUCAGGCCCUAGGCGUCACGAUACGGCCCUGGAGAUCUCGAACCUUCUGCGCGUUGUCAUGUCCGAAGUACAGCAAUUACCAAGUGUGCACAAGCGCCUGCCCGGCCUCCUGUUCGGACCUCACUGCCCCCCUGUACUGUGCCCACCCUUGCACUGAGGGCUGCAAGUGUGAUGCAGGUUAUGUUCUCAGUGGCAGCCGUUGUGUACAGCGUGAAGAAUGUGGCUGUGAGAGUAAUGGCCUCUAUUACCCCCUUAAUGAGACGUUCUGGGCAGGUCCCAGUGGCGAAGAAGGUGAAUGUUUCCUCCACUGCACCUGUGGGCCUGCUGGAGAGGUCUCCUGCUCCAAUGCGUCAUGUAAGGAGGGGGAAGUAUGCGUGGCAGAAGUGGGCCGUCUGGGCUGCUACCCUCGGAGGGAGGGAGUGUGCGCAAUCACCGAGACCUCAGUGUCCUCCUCCUUUGAUGGCACCUUCUUGCUGUUCCCAGACGAUAGCUCCUAUUACCUUCUGAAGCUGUGUGGUGGAGUGCCAGCUAAUGGUUCCAUGGUGGAGGUGAAGAUAGGCAGGAGGCUGGUAAACAAAGGCCCCUCUUGGAAAAGACCUGUGGUAGUUACAGUGGCUAACCUUGAAGCUCAGAUCGGAGGGACGGAUUUUGACACAGUAAAGGUGAAUGGUGAACAAGUGCUGCUUCCUUACGUCCAUCCAAUGGAGACAAUGAUGAUCUACAGGGCGCCAGGCAAUGCCACUGUGGUGGAGGCACGUGGUCUUCUUCGUGUUCACUACAAUCGCCAGGGAUCCCUCAACAUCUCCCUCUCAACCAUAUUCUACAACGUUACUUGUGGUCUAUGCGGUGUCUUCAAUAGCAAUGCCACUGACGAUCUCCGCCUCCCUAAUGGACGCCUCGCAGACUCUACUGAACAGUUCACUGACGGCUGGCGGGCCAUUGCUGAUGACCUCACCUGUAAUGGUGACUGUGAUGACCUGUAUCGCAUGUGCACAGACUUGCGUCUCUACCAGAGUCCUUGGAUGUGUGGCAACAUCAACGACCCCGGGAACAGUUCAUUUCUGGCGUGUCAUGCAGUGGUCAACCCGUCACCCUUCUUCAGGAACUGCUUAUAUAACAUGUGUGUGAAGCAGGGGAACCGUUCAGCUCUGUGUUCUUCACUGCAGGCUUAUUCCAGUGCUUGUCAGGAUGCUCACAUAGGCCUCAGUUCCUGGAGGAGUGCUACCAACUGUCCUCUUCCCUGUCCAGAGAACAGUCAUUUUGACGAGUGCACCAACUCCUGCCCUCUGACCUGUGCCAACCUGGAUGAUCUUGAGGAGCCGUGUCCUCUGCCAUGCCAGGAGGGGUGUCAGUGUGAGGAAGGCUUUGCGCUGCGGGACGGCCUGUGUGUGGCACGCAGUGACUGUGGCUGCAUUAGCCACGGGCGGCAGCUGGCCACUAAUCAGACUUUCUGGACGGAUUGGGAAUGCCAGGAGCGCUGCUACUGCAAUGGCUCUGACAACAGUGUAUACUGUCAGCUCGCACCCUGUCACCCUGAGGAGUACUGCCAGGAGAACGACGGCCUUUACUUCUGCCAGCCGCGCACCGAGGCCCUAUGUGUGGCAGCUGGUUAUGGACAUUUUCUGCCCUUUGGUGGUGUGCCGUUUGAGCUGCAGAGCUCUUGUACUCUUAGGAUGGCCACUUCUAACUGUGGCAGGGAGAACAUGGACCAUACUGCCGUCUCUGGAACUUUUCCCCAGUUCAAGUUUGCAGCUCGGAACGAGGAAAGGGACACAGGCUCGGCCAUUUGGGUGAGGGGCUUCGUACUGGAGGUUUAUGGGUAUGAGAUUGAAGUCUCUCGAACCUACAAAAACACGGUGACGGUGAAUAUGGAGCGUUUGUACCUUCCUCUGAAGCUGGGCCCAGGAAAGGUCAACGUCUUCAUCUUGGGCAAACAGCUCAUCCUGGAGACAGACUUUGGCCUGAAGGUGGCCUUUGACUGGAACACUCUCCUCCUGCUGACUUUGCCCCGAAACCUCUACAACGCCUCCUGCGGCCUGUGCCAGGGCAUGCCCUCUCCCCCCCCCACCCUCACCACCACUGACUGGGGCAUGGCGUGGGCAGAGAGGGACACCUUCUGCCAGGUGGGCUGUGGAGACUCCUGCCAGCGCUGUGGCCUGGGGGAGAAAAGUGUCCUAAGCGACGCCCCGCUCAUGGUGACUAGUGCCAACAUGAACAUGGGCACAGACAAUGGGACAAAUGAGGUGAACACAGGCCUACGUUUCCACAUGGGAGAUGGACUGUAUGUGUUUGUGGGGCCUGAGGCAGUGAGGCUCUGUGGGGUAAUUGCGGAUCGAGGAGGUGCGUUUGCACGCUGUCACAGCAAGGUUGCGCCAGCCUUCUUUAAUCAAGGCUGCCUCCAGGACACGUGCAUGGACCAGGGGGCCCAGGAUACAAUAUGUAAUUGGCUGCAGAUCUAUGCCAGCACCUGUCAGACCCAAGGAGUGCCUGUAACCGGCUGGAGGAGCGAUACGCCAUGUGUCCAGAGCUGUCCGCCAAACAGCCAUUACUCCAGCUGCGUGUCGGUCUGCCCGCCCCAGUGCGCCCCCGCCCGUGGCCAGAGGGACUGCAGCCAGGAGUGUGUGGAGGGCUGCCAGUGCGACCAGGGCUACGUGCUCAACGGCAAGAGCUGCAUUCUGUCUCAGAACUGUGGCUGCUACACCGAUGGCAAAUACUACGAGCCCAAGCAGCUGUUUUGGAACAGCGACUGCACCAAACGCUGCCAGUGCAUCGGACGAAACCUGAUCCAGUGCGACCCGAGGCGCUGUAAGGCGGAGGAGGAGUGCACCCUGCGGUAUGGGGUUCGAGGUUGCUUUGCACGGCGCCUGCAGCACUGCGUGGCCUCGGGUGGCGGCGUCUUCAGGACCUUUGACGGGGCGUCCCUGCGGCUCCCGGCCUCCUGCUCCUUCGUCCUGUCGACCAACUGUCACAAACUGCCCGACCUCUCCUUCCAGCUCAUCGCCAACUUUGAUAAGUGGAGCACACCCAACCUCACCACCAUCUCUCACGUCUACCUCUACAUCAACGAGGAGAAUAUACUUGUGUCUGGUAGCACAAUCAAGGUCAAUGGUACACCGGUGUCGGUGCCAUUCCUCACAGGGCUGAUGACACGUCUGUCCACAUCUGAAGGCUUCAUCGUCAUCGACACGCCGCAGGACAUCCAGAUUCGGUACAACCGCUUCAACACCCUGAGCAUCACGAUGGGCCAGCGGCUGCAGAACAAGGUGUGUGGCCUCUGUGGGAAUUUCAACGGAGACGCCAGCGACGACUACAUCACCUCAAGAGGCAAGCCGGCCGUCAGUGCCCUGGAGCUGGCCCAGAGCUGGAAGACCAACGGUAUGCAGAACAGUUGUGAUGAGACCCAGUACGUGGCUCUGGCCCAGUCAUGUGAAAAUACAGCGGUGCAGGCGCUGCAAGGUGAAGACGCCUGUCAGAAGCUCACCCAGGUGAAGGGCUUCUUCCAGCCGUGCCACGGCUUGCUGGACCCCCGGCCCUUCUACCAGUCCUGUUACCUGGACGGCUGCUACAACCAUCGCAAGGCUCAGGUGUGUGGCUCGCUGGCGGCCUACGCCGAGGCCUGCCGCUCCCUGGGCACCCUCACCACCAAGUGGAUCGCCCAGGAGAACUGCUCAGAAUGGAUCUAUGACCCCUGUGCAGGAGAGAUCUGCACAAACUUCACCUGUGAGCUGGAGAACGGAGGCGACCUGUGUGGCUGUCCAGAGCUGCCCACCAGCACAGGAGGUGAUGAUGACAUCAUACAGGCAGAGGUGAUGUGUAAACACGCGCAGAUGGAAGUUUCCAUCUCCAAGUGUAAACUCUUCCAGCUGGGCUUCGAGCGAGAGGACGUGCGGGUCAACGACGAGCAGUGCGCCGGCAUCGAGGGCGAGGACUUCAUCUCGUUCCGCAUCAACAACACCAAGGGACACUGCGGCUCCAUCGUGCAGUCGAACAGCACACACAUAAUGUACAAAAACACGGUCUGGAUAGAGAGUGUGAACAACACGGGGAACGUCAUCACCAGAGACAAAACCAUCAACGUGGAGUUUUCCUGCGCCUACGAACUGGACCUGAAGAUCUCCCUGGAGACCGUCCUCAAACCCAUGCUCAGUGUGAUUAACCUCACGUUGCCAACCCAGGAGGGAAACUUCAUCACAAAGAUGGCUCUGUACAAGAACGGCUCGUACCGCCAGCCGUACAGGGAGGGGGAGGUGGUGCUCAGCACGCGGGACGUCCUGUUCGUGGGCGUCUUCGUGGAGGGGGCCGAUGAGAACCAGCUCAUCCUCAUCGUGAACAUGUGCUGGGCCACGCCGUCCCGCUACAGCAGCGACCGACUCCGAUACAUCAUCAUAGAGAGGGGGUGUCCAAACAUUAAGGACAACACCAUCGGCAUGGCAGAGAACGGCGUCUCGCUCACCUGCCGCUUCCACGUCACCGUCUUCAAGUUCAUCGGGGAUUACGACGAGGUCCACCUGCACUGCGACGUCUCGCUCUGCGACUCGGACACUAACGCCUGCAAAGUGAACUGUCCACACAAGAGGAGAAUGUACUCAGAGGACCAGAACCAUCAAGAGCACAUACUGAGUGUGGGACCCAUCAGAAGGAGAGAAUCUGACUGGUGCGAGUACCACAACGGAGGCUGUGAGCAGAUCUGCUCCAGUAAAGGAACUGGACCAGUGUGCAGCUGUGUGACUGGGAUGCUGCAACGAGACGGGAAAAGCUGCCGGACCGUGAGCUCGAGCUGCUCCGCUCCACCUGCGGUUCCUCUGCUGGUCGUCGGCGCUGUGACCUCCAUGUUCCUGGCUCGUGCUCAGACGCCUCUUCUCUCCUAACAGCCCGAGAGCCGAGGACGACGCCAGCUGACGACAUGGAUCAAACUCACAGAAAGACUCGAAGAGGCACAGCAGUGAUUAGACAGUAGAUCGGCUGUGAGACAGAUUUCUAGACGUGUGGAGAGUCCGUCCUGACAGAACUCGUAGUUUUCUCCCUUCAGCUCUACUUCCUCCGUUAUUUACAUCUCAUCGUUGUAUCGUCCGUCUCUUAAAGCCACUUUCGCCAUCUUCAGACCUGAUGUUAACUUCUGUCCUGAGGGAUCCGAUCACAAGUAGAUUAGAAAACCAAUCAAGAACCGUCGGGGUUUUAUUCUUUAAUUUAUCUGUGAAACAAAACAAGGAAUUUUAAGGUUUUAUUUAUUAGGAUUUUUCUUUAUUAAUGAAAACUUUACAGCCCAAGGUAAUAACCAGCAGAUUAGUUGAUAAAGGAAAUAAUCAUUACAUCCAAACCUGGAAGCAACAGACUGACACAUCCUGCAGACAUGGUCAUUGUCAGAAUCUUUAAAGCAACACGAUGAAACUUUUUCAACUUAAAACUGCAGCUUUAUAAUGAGUUGAUGGUUCAGCGACAGUGUUAUUCACGUCCCAUUGACGCACACGCCCAACCAAUUGGGAUUCAGUCUCAACUCUGAAUCAAUAAUCACAUUUUUACAGCAUUAAAUAACUGAUUUAAACCAAAGUUAUUGUAAAAUUUUGUUUGGUCCUUGUCCCGUUCACUAACGUGGAGGAGGAGUUUAUGACCUAUACUGCAGCCAGCCACCAGGGGGGCCAGUUGAGACAUUUUGGCUUCACUUGUAGGGACUAACCUGUUUCAUUUUUCAGUAGACAGCUUCAGAGUCAUAGUAAUUUGACCUUUCCACAUAUUAAACAUAUCCAGGAGGAGAAUGUCUGAUCCAGACCAGCUCUAGAUGUGAUCCGGCUGGUACCAUAGCCCCUGUAUUACACUGACUCUGUAUUUACACCUGCAGUACGUGUCUGUCCAUAUCAAGAAAGAUUAUUGCUCUGUACACAAACCUCUAAAUGUCCUGCUGUAAUUUAUUCACUUCCUACGACCUCCGGAUAAAAUGCAGUACAGUUUUUACCAAAAAUAACAGAAUAAAAUGGAUAAAUUAACUAAAUCUACAUGUGGAAUGUUUAAAUCUCUGUCACAGAAUAUUUCGUAAUGCGCAAAUGGAAGUUCUAAGUUUAUCUUGGUGUCCAGGGGGAGUUUGUGAAUAAAGUGAGUAUUUAUAUGUGUGGAAAGCACCUUGUGAAAUGAAUACUCGUAUAUUUUAAACUAGUACCACGUUGUUAGCGUGUUAUGGCUGUAAGAUAAUCAGCCAGUUGUAGUUUUCUCUCACACGUACUGACUGUGGACAUAAUACUGUCAGCAGAGUAGGUAUAAGUACACUCCCCGCACAGUAUCUUUGUACUCUGCACCUUCAUGUGUUAUUAAUGUCAGAGUAUCACCACAUAUCUGAUGUAAACCUUCAGUGUUCUUCAGUUGAAAUUUAUAGUUUAUUGUUAUUAGUCCUGUUUUUCUACCUUCUAUGUACAAAUGUACAGUCCCUGUCACUUUGGUGGUUUUAUGUCUCGAGCGUUUUUAAUAAUCAAUAUCUUUGUGUGUGUGUUUGUGUGUGUGUUUGUUCAAAAAUCUGACAACAGAUGUAUUAUCGUUUGAGACCAGCGUCACCGUAUAAACAACUAAAUAAAUGAAGAAGUUCUCAAA
Molecule: messenger RNA, 9136 nt
Organism: Pleuronectes platessa (European plaice)
Lineage: Eukaryota; Metazoa; Chordata; Actinopteri; Pleuronectiformes; Pleuronectidae
Gene: tecta
Product: tectorin alpha
Exons: 24
Coding region: 835-7428 (2197 amino acids)
Biological process (GO): cell-matrix adhesion
Molecular function (GO): protein binding
Source: RefSeq, a predicted model, not a curated record